Helianthus annuus (common sunflower) is the source of this 1126-nucleotide messenger RNA. RefSeq names its product transcription factor MYB39. The record is from RefSeq and is a predicted model, not a curated record. The transcript is spliced from 2 exons. Lineage: Eukaryota; Viridiplantae; Streptophyta; Magnoliopsida; Asterales; Asteraceae. Bases 31 to 975 code for a protein of 314 amino acids.
AAUAGUAAGUUUAUGCUGAUCUGAAUAACUAUGGGCCGGCCUCCUUGUUGCAGCGAGAGUAACGAUUUGAAGAAAGGUCCAUGGACUCCCGAAGAAGACGAGGUUCUCAAAGGUUACAUCCAGAAACAUGGCCAUGAUAGUUGGCGCGCUUUACCCAAACGUGCUGGUUUGAAUAGGUGCGGAAAGAGUUGUAGAUUGAGAUGGAUUAACUAUCUUAAUCCGGAUAUUAAAAGAGGAAAGUUUUCUGAGCAAGAAGAGAAUCUCAUCAUUAACCUCCAUUCCAGUCUUGGAAAUAAGUGGUCCAGAAUUGCUUCACAACUUCCAGGAAGGACAGAUAACGAAAUCAAGAAUUACUGGAACACCCAUAUCCGAAAGAAGUUUCUUAAAGCUGGAAUUGACCCGAAAACACAUAAACCAAUUCCUAAUCUCGGUAUCUUUGUCAAUGCUAUUUCCCAGUUAACCGCUUCGUCAUCUAACUUGCCCUUUAGGGUACCAACCAUUAUGAGCCCAUGGACCACCAUUUAUGAUCAGUUGUUGCAUAACAUAUUGCAAAUUGUAAACAUGAACCCCUUACCAAAUGUCACCAAAUCAACUAUCUUGGAUUCACAGUGUGAUUUCAAGAAACCUGAUGAUCAGCUACUGCUUGACGAAACGAUUAACCAAUAUGUGAUGAAUCCGGCGGAAGAUUGGAUGAAGUAUGUAAGCAAUAUUGUUUUGGAACCACAAAGUGAAUGUAAUUCCAUUGAUGCAAGCUUGAUGGGGAGCUAUGGAGAUAGGAUUGAGCUUUCUGAAACAUUUGCUGAUUGUGGAAACGCGAUCGAUAACUUGUUUAUCGAUAAUCAGCUUCCAGGUUUACUCUCAAUGGCUCCAGGAGAAUCUGUGGACAAGAAUAUCAUAAACAUCAUGAAUUCACCACAAUCUAAAGAAGUUCAUGUUGGUUUGGACGAUUAUUAUGAUUCUAUUUCAAAUGUUUAGUAGUAAUAAAAGUUGUUGAAUGUGUUAAUGAAUUCUUGUAUUAUGGUUUAAUAACGUUUGAGCCGUCUCCAAAAGAUUGUAAUGCUGAAACGUUUGUUGGAGCCAAAUAUUCCAGAAGAUUGUAAUGCAUAAAAUUUGUUAUUUCUAGGAA